Elgaria multicarinata webbii is the source of this 5433-nucleotide messenger RNA. RefSeq names its product transportin 2 (gene TNPO2). Gene Ontology annotation, biological process: protein import into nucleus. Gene Ontology annotation, cellular component: cytoplasm; nucleus. Gene Ontology annotation, molecular function: nuclear import signal receptor activity; small GTPase binding. The transcript is spliced from 25 exons. NCBI's taxonomy places the organism in Eukaryota, Metazoa, Chordata, Lepidosauria, Squamata, Anguidae. The record is from RefSeq and is a predicted model, not a curated record. Bases 156 to 2822 code for a protein of 888 amino acids.
CGGCAGAGACGGCGGCCGGCCCGGCUCAUCGUCCGCGUGUUGCGUUCGCUGCUAGCUUGCCGCCCCUUCCUUCCCUCCUUCCUUCCUUCUUCGGAGCUGACGCCGCGGCCUGAGCCUGGGCACGCGGGAACCGGGCAGUUAGGCAGCUUCCCAUCAUGGACUGGCAGCCAGAUGAACAGGGCCUUCAGCAAGUACUUCAGUUGCUCAAAGACUCCCAGUCUCCAAACACAGCAACCCAACGUAUUGUGCAAGAUAAACUGAAACAGCUCAACCAGUUCCCUGAUUUCAAUAACUACUUGAUAUUUGUCUUGACGCGUCUGAAGUCUGAGGAUGAACCAACUCGUUCGCUGAGCGGUCUGAUCCUGAAGAACAAUGUGAAGGCUCAUUACCAGAGUUUUCCUCAGCCUGUUGCUGAGUUUAUUAAGCAAGAAUGUCUUAACAACAUUGGGGAUGCUUCCUCUCUUAUCCGAGCUACCAUUGGUAUUCUUAUAACGACCAUUGCUUCCAAAGGGGAGCUGCAGAUGUGGCCAGAGCUCUUGCCCCAGCUUUGCAACCUGCUCAACUCUGAGGACUACAACACAUGUGAAGGGGCUUUUGGUGCCUUACAGAAGAUCUGUGAAGAUUCUGCUGAGCUCCUGGACAGCGAUGCUCUCAACCGGCCCCUUAAUGUCAUGAUCCCAAAGUUUCUUCAGUUUUUCAAGCACUGCAGCCCCAAGAUCAGGUCCCAUGCCAUUGCUUGUGUUAACCAGUUCAUCAUGGAAAGGGCCCAAGCCUUGAUGGAUAAUAUAGACACCUUCAUUGAGCAUCUGUUUGCCCUGGCAGUAGAUGAAGACCCCGAGGUUCGAAAGAAUGUUUGCCGAGCAUUGGUGAUGUUGCUAGAAGUGCGGAUUGACCGACUGAUCCCUCACAUGCAUAGUAUCAUCCAGUACAUGUUACAGAGGACCCAGGACAGUGACGAGAAUGUAGCACUGGAAGCGUGUGAAUUCUGGCUGACCCUGGCUGAACAACCCAUCUGCAAGGAGGUGCUAUCUUCACACCUGGUGCAAUUGAUUCCGAUUUUGGUGAACGGAAUGAAAUAUUCUGAAAUUGACAUCAUAUUGUUAAAGGGUGACGUGGAAGAGGAUGAAGCCAUCCCUGACAGUGAGCAGGAUAUCAAACCGCGUUUCCACAAAUCACGCACAGUUACCCUGCAGCAUGAAGAGGAACGGCUGCAGGACGAUGAAGAUGGAGAGGAUGAGGAUGAUGACGACGACACACUCUCUGACUGGAACCUCAGGAAGUGUUCUGCUGCAGCUCUUGAUGUUUUGGCCAAUGUCUUCAGAGAUGAGCUCCUCCCACACCUGCUCCCACUACUCAAAGGGUUGCUCUUCCACCCUGAGUGGGUCAUCAAGGAGUCGGGAAUCCUUGUCCUAGGGGCCAUUGCUGAAGGCUGCAUGCAGGGCAUGGUUCCCUACCUCCCCGAGCUGAUUCCCCACUUGAUCCAAUGUCUCUCUGACAAGAAGGCCCUAGUGCGUUCCAUUGCCUGCUGGACCCUGAGCCGCUACGCCCACUGGGUUGUGAGCCAACCCCCAGACAUGUAUCUCAAGCCUCUGAUGACAGAGCUGCUCAAGAGGAUUCUGGACAGCAACAAGAGAGUGCAGGAAGCUGCUUGCAGUGCAUUUGCCACCCUCGAGGAAGAGGCCUGCACAGAACUGGUCCCGUAUCUCAGCUUCAUUCUGGAUACUUUGGUUUUUGCAUUUGGAAAAUAUCAGCACAAGAACCUGCUAAUCUUGUAUGAUGCAAUUGGCACCCUGGCGGAUUCUGUUGGGCACCACCUCAACCAGCCGGAAUAUAUCCAAAAACUGAUGCCCCCGCUGAUCCAGAAGUGGAAUGAGCUGAAGGAUGAGGACAAGGAUCUCUUCCCUCUCUUAGAGUGCUUGUCAUCCGUAGCAACUGCUCUCCAAAGUGGCUUCCUUCCAUACUGUGAACCUGUCUACCAGCGCUGUGUGACACUUGUGCAGAAGACCCUUGCCCAAGCCAUGAUGUAUAGUCAACACCCUGAUCAAUAUGAGGCUCCUGACAAAGACUUCAUGAUUGUUGCUCUUGACCUGCUGAGUGGUUUGGCUGAAGGUCUAGGAUGCCAUGUGGAGCAGCUUGUGGCUCGGAGCAAUAUCAUGACUUUGCUGUUCCAGUGCAUGCAGGACACCAUGCCAGAGGUUCGGCAGAGCUCCUUUGCACUCCUAGGAGACCUUACUAAAGCCUGUUUCAUGCAUGUCAAGCCAUGCAUCGCUGAAUUCAUGCCCAUCCUAGGGACCAACCUGAAUCCGGAAUUCAUUUCUGUGUGCAAUAAUGCCACCUGGGCUAUUGGAGAAAUCUGCAUGCAGAUGGGGGCUGAAAUGCAACCGUAUGUGCAGAUGGUCCUGAAUAACCUCGUGGAGAUCAUCAACCGGCCAAACACCCCUAAAACACUACUGGAGAAUACAGCCAUCACGAUUGGACGCUUGGGUUACGUCUGCCCUCAGGAGGUGGCACCGAUGCUGCAGCAGUUUAUCAGACCUUGGUGUACAUCCCUAAGGAACAUCCGUGAUAAUGAAGAGAAGGACUCUGCCUUCCGUGGCAUCUGUAUGAUGAUUGGGGUAAACCCUGGUGGAGUUGUUCAGGAUUUUAUUUUCUUCUGUGAUGCUGUUGCUUCCUGGGUGAGCCCAAAGGAUGACCUGAGGGACAUGUUUUAUAAGAUUCUCCAUGGCUUCAAAGAUCAAGUUGGGGAAGAGAACUGGCAGCAGUUCUCUGAGCAAUUUCCCCCACUUCUGAAGGAGAGACUUGCUGCAUUCUAUGGGGUCUAGGCGAAGCAGCAAAAUUGUACUCGGUUCCUGUGUGCGCUGGGAUGGAUACUGGGAACUCGUCCACAACCCAGUGUUGCAGAUCCCUGUUAAUGGGGGGUUAGGGAGGACGGGAAGAGCAUUGUGGGACAUAAAAUGACUUCGCUCCCCAUCUCCUGAAAUUUACAAAGUUGGGGGGAGGGUGGGCCUCCGUGACCAAUUUAAACAAAAACCAGGGUAUCUCACUGGCGGAAGGAAAGGUCUCUUUACUCCGAGGCCAUCGUUGGUGGAAUGGGGUGGGGUGGGUCUCGGCCCUGGGCUGAGAAGGGGGAGCAAUCUUAAACUGCAACACUCUUGAGAAGGGGAUCUAACUAGGGGCCAUCAUAAAGGACUAGCUAAUAAUAAUAAAUAAAGAAUAGGGUUUAAGAUGUUAAAACAGGAUUAAAAGCUAUAAUGGUUUAAAACCAGCUGAUGAAGAGGGAAGGGUUAAAACUCAAGCCAAGGGGGUUAUACUACUGUAUAUUUCCAGUCACCGGUGUUCAAGAGAUCAGCUAUUCUUCACCUUUUCAAGACUGCAUGGUGACCAAGAAGUAGACUAGCGAAUCUGUGAGUAGCCCAUAAUGACUAAGUGUAAGCAUUUUCAUCUAGGAAUCUUAAGGAAACCCACAAACCCUUUUUGCCAUAGUUGCCAUGGCACUGUGUGCUGGUUGUGAUGCUCAGAGCAAAGGCAGCCUCUGACCUUGUGGGGACCUGCCAGCCAUAUAGGGAGCAGUCCUUAUCAUAAGAAAUACUGUUGGAGAAGCAUGUCUCUAUUUUUUAAGAAGAUGCCACAGUGCAAUGAUUCUGUUACCCUGUUGUUCAGCUGUUACUUUGUGACACUGCUAUUACAUUACUUCAGCUGUAGGAGGCAGGAGAGAGCAAGGAGGGAAACUGCAUUCCAUCUGGGAAUGAUUCUGCAUGGGCCAAAGGUGGGCAGAAGACCGUGUGUGCUUGAUUCUUGGAUGGCACAUGAUAACUGGUGUCCUGUGCUCUUGGGGCCAGAGUGGCAUUUGUUCAUAACGGGAACUUAUACUUUCUGUCUUAAGGGAGUUCUAUGCCACAUUCACCACUUUGGUUAACAAAAGGAGCAGUAAACAUAACUAAGUGUAGAGGAAUUAAUAAACUAGAGCCCCUCCAUGCAUGGCCAGUGGAAGCUUGAAGCUUUUGCUGCAUGUUUAGUGGAGUUGCUGUCUUAAGGAAUUCUCAUUAGACCCAAAUUGGUUUAGUCCCUGGAAACGCAACCUGGAGUUUGCUGAAUACAUUUGACUUAGUGAAGCCAUAGCUUUUUAAUAGUAAAUGGAGAGGAUGUGAAGUAGAAGCAAACCUGUUUUCCCAAAGGCAGCUAGGACAUGAGCAGGAAGGGAGUACUGCUUCAUCUGACGAGAGCAGCGUUUGGGAAGUGGGGAGUGCUGAGGUGGGGCUGAAGACAUCAGGAAUAUUCUGUAGAGUCAACAUAGAGCUUGUCCAUGGACACGUUUGUGAACAGGCAGCAUGUGGAGGAAGAAGAGAACAGUGAGCAGAGCUACAUCUCCCAGCUUCUCCUGAGCAGAUCCCCUUGGAACUUCGGCAGCAACAGGAUUGGUUACCAGACAACUGGGUUGUCUGCAUUGCUCUGGUGGUGGUAGACAAAGUGGUGGGACUACUUAGAUAUGAAAGAACAGAUACCUGAUGGAGGAUGGACGUCCCUUUUCUGGGUUAAGGAGAUGCUCUUUUGACAGCAAUUGAUGGUGACACUCUGGGUACUGUGGGGUGAAUUUUUGAAAGUGUAUUUGUGAGAUUGCUCAGUAACUUAAACUUCACUGAUAUCGCCUCCCCAUUUUUCUUUCCAUCUCUGGCCUCUUUCACAUGUGACAAUACCUGCAGCUCUUGGAGCUUUGUCGUAGAACUUGCUGGGGCAUUACUGUACAGGCCUUGAGGCCUGGACCUCUUUAGCUUGGAGAGAGCACACAUCCAAGUGAGAGCUGCUGUUCUGAUCCUUGGAUCUGAUUGCUGGGGGUCACCCCUGCAGUCUUCUGGGUUAGCUGGUUUAAGGAAAUGAAAAUAAACUUGCAAAUGCAUUCCUGAAUUCGUAUUUUUAAUAGUGUGGAACUUGAGCAGGUCUCUGGAAGCAAUCAGCUAGUUCUUUGCAUUUUAAUGGUUUUAUUACAAGUGUUCCCUCUUGUGCCUCACUCUCAACUUCCUCUAUUCUGAGAGGGGGGAAAGCAGAGGGUUCUGUUUGAGCAGCAAUUUGUUUUUAAACACAUGGGCAAGAAAUGUGCACAGAUAACAGGUGGAGUCCUGGCUUGUGCUCCUAAAUUACAUGCCCAGAAAUAUAGAAAGAAGGCUGUGAACUCUUCAUUCAUCCAGUGAAGUUUAAGCUACUUGGCCUGACUGCCUCUUGAAAUGGAAUUUGUCUUUUGUACAAGUGCUUCUAGUAUUGCCUCCUGUUUGUUAAUCCUGGAUUUGUAUAUUUGUAAAUGUGCCGUAAUGUUUCCAAUGGUGGAACUGCAGUGUACCUAGUGUUGAAGCAGCUGCUUGCACCUUGCUCAAAUGAGAUUUUUCUCAUUUUAUGUAUAAUUUUUUUUUGUCAACUAAAAAAAAAAAUCUUGUGACUCCA